AUGGUAGAAUAUGACCCUCCUGCACCUACAAUUACACAACGUGCCGCUGCACUCAAAAAGGCAAUGACAGAGGUUCGAGAUGCCCUUAAUACGCGUAACGGUCCUGCGUCUACAGCUGUACAUCUUCUGCCAAUAAAUUCGGAUGUACGCAUAUGGAGGGAAGGAAACACCGGCUACGCAGGAGAGUGGAAAGGCCCGUACAAAUUACUAAGUGUUGAGGGCGAGACGUGCACAAUUCAGUUUCCAGAUGGACCAAAGCAAUUCCGUACAACUGUUGUGAGGCUGUAUUACAAGGCACCGGAUGAGAACAACCAAGACACCAAUUCGGAGCAUACAAAUGAAGAGCCUGAGGCACCUUUAGGCACAAACUCAACACCACCCACACCUCAAGACGACGAGCCAGACACAUCUAUACCCCAGGCAAGGCCUGCACAGCGCCCCCAACGAAAUCGGCAAUUACCAGCCCGAUAUCGAGAUGACCUCAUACAAUCGGUAUUCGCUCAAUUCGACCAAUCACAAGAGAAAGAGAUCAACGGCCUAUUAGAAAAUGGUGUAUUCAAAGUGGUCAAAGUAGACGACAUCCCAAAAGGCACCCGAAUCUUCAAUUCGCGGUUCGUCAACGAGAUAAAGAAUUGGGGCACCGACAAGGCCUUUGAAAAGUCGCGACUAGUCGUACAAGCCUACAACGACAAAGGGAAAGAGAUCUUAACUACGCCCCUCGCUCGCAACUUCUACAUACGACCCCCUCCCGAACUCGUGCACCUGUUCCCUCCAGGCACAAUAUUGAAAGUUGUCAAGCCUUUGUACGGCAUCCCUGAAGCAGGUAAUCACUGGUUUCGAACCUAUCACUCACAAGGAUUUGGCAUUGUUGGCAUGCAGACCGAUGACACCCUCAUCCUCGCCAACAACACUUUUGCGAACCGUGAGGAGAAUGAGAUUAAACAAGCUAAUAUUCUUUGCAAACCACGAGAGAAGCUUACACCUUCGAACCCGUUAAAAUUCAACGGUGGCCUCAUUACGGAGGAUGCCCAGGGUACUACCCUUACCCAGGAACGCACCUGUAAGCUCAUACGGCCUGUACAAGAUCGACAUGCGGAUACAACGAGUUCCCGAGGCAAGGUCCGAAAGGAUGUAUCGCCGCAGGAACAAUAUGUGGCUCAGCGCGCACUUGGAGCCUACAUUGCCUCCGUAUCGCAGCCUGAGGCUUCCUUUGAUUUAUCGUUCGCUGCCCAGAUUACAAAUCCAACAAAAGACGAUAUCAAGUCACUUAAUAAGCGCCUCCAAUGGCAACUCGAUAACGCUGAACGUGGAUUACACUUCGUACACCUAGAUUUGGAUUCACUACGUCUUGUAAUCUUUGCAGACUCAUCCUUCGCAAACAAUAAGGAUUUCUCCUCCCAAAUUGGCUUUGUUAUUGUUCUCGCAGAUGCCGCAAAUAACGCAAAUAUUGUAUACUGGUCCUCAAUCAAGUGCAAGCGCGUCACAAGAAGUGUACUUGCUUCUGAACUUUAUGCCAUGGUUCAUGGCUUCGAUUCGGCUGCGUCAAUCAAAUCAACAACAACGCAACUUCUACAUCUUACCAAGCCCCUACCCCUUGUUAUCUGCACUGACUCGAAGAGCCUGUAUGAAUGUCUCGUCAAAUUAGGCACUACCCAAGAAAAGCGUCUAAUGAUUGACCUCAUGUGCCUCCGACAGUCAUACGAGCGCCAAGAAAUUGCAGAGAUCAAGUGGAUUGACGGUGAAAGCAAUCCAGCCGAUGCCAUGACAAAGAGCAAACCAUGUCGCGCUUUACAGGCACUUAUCGACACAAAUAAGCUUAAUAUCAAUGUGGAUGGAUGGGUGGAAAGGUCUACAACCCCUCCAACGAAAGCUACACCAAUUUCUUUGCUUUGUCAAUCCUGUACCGCUCAUCAUCCUAUCCCUAUUUCUUAG
Molecule: messenger RNA, 1932 nt
Organism: Talaromyces stipitatus ATCC 10500
Lineage: Eukaryota; Fungi; Ascomycota; Eurotiomycetes; Eurotiales; Trichocomaceae
Exons: 4
Coding region: 1-1932 (643 amino acids)
Molecular function (GO): nucleic acid binding
Source: RefSeq, a predicted model, not a curated record